This is a messenger RNA of Entamoeba invadens IP1, 1272 nucleotides long. RefSeq lists its product as hypothetical. Bases 1 to 1272 code for a protein of 423 amino acids. The record is from RefSeq and is a predicted model, not a curated record. Lineage: Eukaryota; Evosea; Mastigamoebida; Endamoebidae. The transcript has 2 exons.
AUGUCAUAUGUAGAUAAAACGAAAUACCAUUGUGCUACUGUAUCACAAAACAAGUGUUCUUCAUGUGUAAAAGGGUACAAGUAUAUUAAUGGGAUGUGUGAGAUAGGAGAAGACUUAUGUAUGUUAUAUGACGUUACUACGAAUGUAUGUAUAACAUGUACUGAACAUGCAAUGAAAGAUGGGGGGUAUUGUAAGAAGGAUUUAAGCAAUGAAAAUUGCAUUGAACAUAGUGACCACGAUUGCACUAAGUGUACAAUUGGUCUUCAUUACGAUAACGAUAAUAAUCAUUGUGAAGUCAUGGUUUCUCAUUGUUUAGAAUACAAUGGAAAAGUCUGUUCGGUAUGUCAAGAAGGGUACUAUUUAUCUCUUGACAAUUUAUGCUAUUUAGGGGAUGUAAAUAAUUGCAAAGAAUAUAUAAAAACACUCGGCGGGUAUGACAAAAACACAUGCGCGGUCUGUUUCGACGGGUUUGUACUCAACACUAAAGAUAACACUUGCACCAAAAAUGGAUAUAUACCUCACUGCAAAGACUAUGAGUCGGGACAAUUCUAUGGACUUUGCUCAAAAUGUGGAGAUGGGUAUGGUUUAUCACCAAAUAAUGAUAAUUGUGAAUUAUGUUUGACAAAUUGUGAAAAGUGUACAACUUCGAAUUAUUGUUUAAAAUGUAAGAAAGGGUUUUAUAACACAGGGAAAAUGUGUGAGAAAUGUAAUAAAUCAUGUGAUUUGAUGACAAAUUUAAUUAAUAGUUGUUCACAAUGUGGGUGCGUUGUUAAACCAAAUAACGGGAAGUCAAGUUGUGUCGAAACCGAAAAUUGUGAGGAGUAUGACGGGAGUGGAAAUUGUGAAGUGUGUUCCCCGAAAUAUAACAAAAACGGAAAUAUUUGUGAAUUGGAUCAAAACGGGUGUUUACAAAGACAAAAUCAAAACAAAAACGAAAAGUGUUUACAAUGUCAAGACGGUUACUUUAUGUUAGAAGAUUUCACUUGUUCUAAAUGUGAUGAAAGUUGUGAGACUUGCUUUUAUGACAAAACAAAUUGUUUGACUUUUUCGCAAAAAUCUUGUGAAAGUAAACAUUGCGAAGAUUGUCACACAAAUUCCAAAAUAUGUGAAAAAUGUGAUUCUUUUUCAAAAAUCGAAAAUGGAAAUUGUUUAGUUCGUUUUUGUGAAACAAAAAGAGCAGAUGGAGUUUGUUUGAAAUGUGUGGAAACUAUAGAAAGAGAUGGUCUCUCUUUCCGUACAGAAUAUCUUCCUUCACCAAACAAUUUGUGUUGA